Procambarus clarkii (red swamp crayfish) is the source of this 2200-nucleotide messenger RNA. RefSeq names its product lactosylceramide 4-alpha-galactosyltransferase. The record is from RefSeq and is a predicted model, not a curated record. Gene Ontology annotation, molecular function: hexosyltransferase activity. NCBI's taxonomy places the organism in Eukaryota, Metazoa, Arthropoda, Malacostraca, Decapoda, Cambaridae. Gene Ontology annotation, biological process: glycosphingolipid biosynthetic process.
AAUUAAUAUAAUUGUGUUAACUAAUAUGGCUGAAAUUUUUGCCAGAUUCAUAAAAGCAUAUUAAACCAGGCCUAACAAACACGUUACUAAAACGUCUACAGAAAAAAUAUAUUACAAAAUAAAAUAAGAAUAGAGGAAAGCACUGCAAAAAAAAAAUGAAGAAAUGCCAUCUAUUAAUUAUAACAGCAAGUAUCUACAUGACAAGCAUAUCGUUCCUGAUUAUAUUUAACAAGAAUAUGCUAGAUUACAACGUGGUCUACAGAACGUAUAUCGCACCCAACGUCCGCCACAGAAAUAACAUGAGAGUGGGCCCCAUCAACUCAAUAUUGGAGUCACCCUCGCACCCUGGUCGCGAGAGAGCACCACAGAAAACGGAACCUUGGGAGACGUCGGCAGGGCAGCAUACCUGGAUUCCCCAUCUCUGUCCUCGAUACGACGAGGAAGCAUUUCCGGGUUACCAAAGGCUCACCUGGGCACCACCUACUGAGGAUAGCAUCUACUUUCUUCAAGUAACCUGCAGGAGUUGGCUCGUUGGUAGAGAGGCCUGUGCUGUAGAGAGUGCUGCCCGACACCACCCACAUCGCCCAUUGUUCAUUCUCAUGGCCCUUCCCACUCUCAACCACACCCACCCACUCAUUCAAGUAGUGUCUAGCCUGAGGAACGUGAAGAUGGCGUGGCUGGACCUCGACCAGAUCUUCAGCGAGGAGCCUAUGGGCGCAUGGCACCGCGACAGACUUUGGAUGCUCAGUCGACAUAUGGCUGUCAUGGUGAGUGACGGCGCCCGGGCUGAGCUCCUGAGACGGUACGGAGGGACUUACAUAGAUCUUGAUGCCAUUACCCUCCGUCCGCUGCCCAGCUCCACCAACUGGAUGGCCAGACUCGCUGAAGACGUCAUCACGACAGGAAUCCUCAGCUUCGAGGCUCGUCAUUCACUCUGGCAGGCGUUUGUGAAUGAUAUUCCUGAAGUGUUUGAACCAAGCGGUUACUUGAGCAUCGGGGCGAUGCUCCUGACCCACCACGUACAACGUCUCUGUCCCGCCGCCCUCAGCACCUCCGUCAGCCACGACCAGCAAGAGUCCUGCGGCAAUAUCACCAUCUGGCCCAGGCGACUCUUCUACCCGACUCCCAAUCAAGCCCCGUGGGAAGUUAUCUUCAAGGAUGGUGAAGGACUCGGACCAGAUUUCUUCAAGAGCACCGAUGCUUACUCACUUCACCUGUUCAACCAUCUCUCCGGCAAGUUUCACCCGAAUCUGUCUGGGGACUCCAUCGUCAGAGAGGCCGCCAGAAGGAACUGUCCCCAGGUGGUGAAAGUUCUUGAGGAGCAGAGGACUUUCCUGUAGCAGAGAGAGUUUACAAAAAAUCAGUCUGUCUCGUCCUAAUGUAUAUAUGUACGACAGUAUAUAAUUGUGCAAUUUUUGGGGGAACCUUACACUGAAAUCCCCCCUUCCAUAAAUUUUACAACCCAGCCUCACUGUGCUAUAUUUUUAUGUUCAUAGAGCGAAUACCGGAGUAAAAGCCUUUAGAUUUUUUAACAGACUAAGAGCUCUUGUUUCUACACAUGUAAAACAGUAAACAACUUGUCCACCCACGCACGAUCCACCAUUCGAUCUACAACCCCAAUUGCCUUAGGGUGCGCAAUAGAGAACAGUAAGGUGACCAAUCAUCUCGCUGCCGAAGAAUCGAACCCGGGUCUUAUUGCUUGCGGAGCGAGUGAGACUGGACGCUAACUACUAGUUUACAUUCACAGUCAGCAACUACGACAUCUCAGUUCAGUAUAAAAAUGUAAAUAUUGAGUUCAAUUUUGUGCUAAAAUCAUUGUGAGAUAGUUUUAAUAUCAGCAGUAUUAAGUACAAUUUUGUAUAUCUGCAAAUAAGCCCAUUUUUGUGCAGAAUAUGUACGAAUAUCUUAUCCAGGUACCACUAUACACAACAUCUCAUCCAAGUACCACUUUGCACUACAUCCCAUCCAUGUGCUAGUAUAACGACAUCUUACUCGGUUUGGACUAUACAAUAGACAGCCUCACACACACUGGAUCACCAUAUUCUAGGAUUCAAUUUGUUAAUUAAAUAAAUAAUGAAAUUUGUAAUGUGUCACGUCAAGUUAUAUAGAUGCGUGAGAAUGGUAUGAGUGAAUUCUUAGAUUUUUUCACUGUAACAAGUAACAUUUAUGUAAAUGUAAUUGUAAUUAAUUAAUUACCUAA